AUGUACAUCCACUUCCUGGUGAUUCAGUCCAAAGUGAGGAACAUCAAUCAGACCAAUGUUGUCUGCAAGUUAUGCAAGAACAACGUCCCCACCGCCAACUUGUUUUACCGCACAAGCAGCAGACCACCACAGAGAGGAGUUAAAUAUAAUAACUUGUUUCCGUUCUCUUGUCUCUCCAGACUGAGUGGAUGUAAUCUGUCAGAGAGAAGCUGUGAAGUUCUGUCCUCAGUUCUCAGCUCCCAGUCAUCUAGUCUGAGAGAGCUGGACCUGAGUAACAACAACCUGCAUGAUUCAGGAGGGAAGAUGAUCUCUGUAGGACUGAAGAGUCCACACUGCAGACUGGAGACUCUCAGUCUGUCAGGCUGUCUGAUCUCAGAGGAAGGCUGUUCCUCUCUGGUCUCAGCUCUGAGCUCCAACCCCUCCCAUCUGAGAGAGCUGGACCUGAGCUACAACCAUCCAGGAGACUCAGGAUUGAAUUUACUGUCAGCGGGACCGGAGGAUCCUCUCUGGAGACUGGACACUCUCAGGGUGGAGCCUGCUGGAGUCAGAUGGUUGACACCAGGUCUGAGGAAGUAUUCCUGUGAACUCACAAUCGACACAAACACAGUGAACAGAAAACUCAAACUGUCUGACAACAACAGGAAGGUGACAUAUGUGAAGGAGGAUCAGCCGUAUCCUGAUCAUCCAAAGAGGUUUGACUCCUGGUGUCAUCAGCUGCUGUGUAGAGAUGGUCUGACUGGUCGCUGUUACUGGGAGGUUCAGAGGAGAGGAGAGGUUAAUAUAUCAGUUAGUUACAGAGGAAUCGGCAGGAGAGGAGAAAGUGAAGACUGUUGGUUUGGACGUAAUGAUCAGUCCUGGAGUCUGUACUGCUAUGAUGGUGGUUACUCUAUCCGGCACAAUAACAGCAGAACAUCGAUCUCCUCCUCCUCUGUCUCUGGUAGAGUAGCAGUGUAUGUGGACUGUCCUGCUGGCUCUCUGUCCUUCUACUCAGUCUCCUCUGACUCACUGAUCCACCUCCACACCUUCAACACCACAUUCACUCAGCCUCUCUAUCCUGGGUUUAGGUUCAGGUCUCCUGGUUCCUCAGUGUCUCUGUGUUCUGUGUAGGACGGAGAGUCUCUUGCUGUUUCUCACUGCUGAUCAGUUGAGUCUGU
Perca fluviatilis (European perch) is the source of this 1154-nucleotide messenger RNA. Its product is annotated as E3 ubiquitin/ISG15 ligase TRIM25-like. The coding region runs from base 1 to 1107 and encodes 368 amino acids. NCBI's taxonomy places the organism in Eukaryota, Metazoa, Chordata, Actinopteri, Perciformes, Percidae. The record is from RefSeq and is a predicted model, not a curated record. The transcript has 6 exons. Gene Ontology annotation, molecular function: protein binding.